Molecule: messenger RNA, 1770 nt
Organism: Poecilia latipinna (sailfin molly)
Lineage: Eukaryota; Metazoa; Chordata; Actinopteri; Cyprinodontiformes; Poeciliidae
Gene: s1pr4
Product: sphingosine-1-phosphate receptor 4
Exons: 2
Coding region: 198-1430 (410 amino acids)
Biological process (GO): G protein-coupled receptor signaling pathway
Cellular component (GO): membrane
Molecular function (GO): sphingosine-1-phosphate receptor activity
Source: RefSeq, a predicted model, not a curated record
CCCAUCAAAAAUGAGCUGCAAAAAUCUGUUGACGCUCACACACACUCAGCAUCAACAUCAUCAGCAGCCAGAGUGUGUGUUGUGUGCUGGCUCUGCUGGUUAGAGGUUGCAGACAGCCUGUUUGAUCACAGGAGUUUUCUGUGCAGCUCUUGCCAGCUUGGUGGUUCAGCCUCGAUUUUCAUCUCUGGUUCGUCACGAUGGACGUCCUCUCCUACCUCACCUCCCCGUCCUCCUGCCCCCACGUGUACCACCUGCCAGCUUACCCCAGCAACAGCUCUGUGCCAAACGAAGCCACUACAGCCACAGGGUCCAACCAGGUGAUCCUGAGGCACUACAACCACACGGGCCGCCUGCAGAACAGGACGACCUCAGUCACCCAGGCCCCCAUCAGCGUCUCCAUGUCCGUUUUCCUCUUUUUCAGCGUGUUUAUAGUCCUGGAGAACUUCCUGGUGCUGGUGGCCGUCAUCUCCCGCAUCCGCCACAGCCGCCGCUGGGUUUACGUCUGCAUUGCUAACAUCACCCUGAGCGACCUGCUCACUGGUGCGGCCUACGUGGUCAACAUCUGCAUGUCCGGCAACCAGACCUUCCGCCUCACCCCUGCCCUGUGGCUCUUCAGGGAGGGCAUGCUGUUUGUGGCCCUGGCAGCCUCCAUCUUCAGCCUCCUGCUGAUUGCGGUGGAGCGCUACACCACCAUGAUAAAACCUCUGCACCAGAAGUCAACCAGGAAGACCUUUCGGAUCUACGGCCUGGUGGUGCUCUGCUGGAUUCUGGCGCUGGUGAUCGGUUUCCUCCCCUUGCUGGGCUGGAACUGCGUCUGCAGCCUGGAUGGAUGCUCCACUCUCCUCCCUCUCUACUCCAAGAGCUACAUCUUCUUCUCCCUCAUCAUCUUCUUCCUCAUCCUGCUGACUAUCGGGGUGCUUUAUGGUGCCAUCUACUGCCACGUACACAAGAGUGCCCAGCUGGGCCCUCAACGCAACCGCAAACGCUCCCUGGCUCUGCUGAAAACAGUGAUCACCAUCGUGGGGGUUUUCUUGGUCUGCUGGGGUCCACUCUUCAUGCUUUUGCUGGUGGAUUUCUUCUGCGCCUCCCGCCAGUGCACCCUGCUGUUCAGCGCCGAUUUCUGCAUCUCCCUGGCCGUCUUCAACUCGGGCCUCAACCCCAUCAUCUACGCGUUGGGCAGCAGCGACAUGAGGAAGGCCAUGGCCGAGCUACUGUGCUGCUGCUGCCUGAGGGCCGGCCUCUGUCGCCCCGACAAGUUCAUUUCCAAGGAGACCAGCAGCACCUCGGAGAACAGGAGGGACAGUCUGAGGAACAGCUUUAGCAAGGUCAGGAGUCUGAGUGUGGCCUCCCCACCGCCGACCCCAAGCAAACCUCGCAGAAAGUGCAGGCUGAGCACCACAACCAGCUGCCUGUCAGUUUCAAGUGGUUAAACCACAACGUGCUCCCCUCCCAAGCAAGCAAGACCGGUGUGCACUGACACACGUCUAACCGUUUCCUCUGACUCUUGGUUUGACUGUUCACAGCGCGGACGAUAAGAUGUUUAAAGAGAACUUUAAAAACAGGAAUUUAGCAUUAACUAUGCAAGGAAAUGAAAACUCUCAGGGAAUGAAACAUUCAGUUUGUCAAUGCAACUCCUACAUCUAGUGGAAAACUCUUUGUACUGGAUCAUUUGGAUGACAUUCAAUGUAUAUUAAUGUAUUUUGAAUGAGGAAAAUGUGAUGUAGUUUUGUACAAAAACUGAUUGAAAUAUAAAUAAAUUUUAUUUUGUGU